AUGGAUGAUCCUUCGUUGCUCGAAGCCCCCGCUCUCGACCGGGGAACCCCUCUGUCUUCUCCAGCUGUCUCGCACUCUGCCUUCAUCGAUGUCGGCUGGGUUUCUGCUCUCGGCAGCGUCUGUGCUCUCGUCGCGUCUCUUCUCUCGGGGAUUUCCAUCUUCCUCCACCUUGCGCAUUACGCCUUUCCUUCUCUGCAAAAAUACGUCGUUCGAAUUCUCCUCUUCGUGCCUGUCUACGCUGUAUCUUCGCUGGUGAUUCUGUUUAUGCCGAGUCAGUUCGUGUACAUUGAGGCGCUGCGAGACAUGUGGGAAGCGGUGGUGGUGUACUCGUUCUUCUGUCUGAUUUUGGCGCGCUGCGGCGGAGAAGACGCCUGCGCGGGCGCCUUGAGCAGAGACCCAGGCUCAGUGCGUCACCCGCAGCCGGUCCCCUUCCUCUUGCGCCUGUGGAAGAAAAUUCUGCGGCUGCCUCCGACGGAAGCCGCUGCCCUCACGCCGCCGGCAGGGCGCUGCUUCGGUCCUGAGGCUCCGACGCAUGCGACCGCGCGUCCUACGAGUUCGGACAAAAGCGCUCAGCGGGAGCGCCGAACUGCAGGCGAGACGAACUUUUACGUCCGCGAGCCGAGUCGCAGGGAGGUCUACGGACGGCAGACGAGGAGACACAGUGGCGCCGCCUGCUGCUUCGGGGAAGACAGCAUGUUCUUGUGCAGAGAAGACCUGCCCACUGACCUCGCAUUCGUCAAAUGCUGCAAACGAUGGAUUCUCCAGUUCAUCUUCGUGAAGCCGACGAUGGCACUCGUCUCUCUGAUCAUGUUCAGCGUCGGAAAAUACCACAGUUUCUGCUUCCAGGUGCCGUACAUGAUCAUCUACAACAUCUCCAUCUGUGGAGCGCUCUACGCCCUAGGCCUAUUCUACCUCGCAACUCGCAAGCUCCCUGCUCUGCUCCAGUUCCAUCCGGUGGCCAAGUUCCUGGCGAUGAAGCUGGUCAUUGUCGCGACGUGGUACCAGGCCUUCUUCCUCGGCAUCAUCGAUGGGAUGACUGUGCGAGACGUAACAAAGUGGACGAACUGGCUUCUGUGCGUGGAGAUGCCCCUGUUUGCGUUGCUGAACGCGUACGCUUACCCGGUCGUCGAGUUUCUGCCUGGUGCUGGAGCGCGAGAGACAACUGUCUCCUACGAGGGUCACUUCCAGUCUUCGGAUUCCGGAUCUUCUGCCGUCGGGAAAUCUUCUUCAACUGUGGAUGGCCCCGGUCUGGACAAGAACCGGUCCAUGUUGGUGCACCAAGGAGUUGCAGUGGGCGACGUCGCGCGCUGCGAGGACAGCAGCGGGAAGCAGGGUGGACAGGCGGGGAAGAAACUGGAGAACUCCGCGUCGACUUCGAGCUCCGCGUUCAGCGAAGUCGGAGGAGCAGUCGCCGCCGCAGCCUCCAAAAUCGACGCGACUCUGCACGUCGCCGCCACCACCAUCGGACGUCCCUUCCACGGCAUCAGCUGCGUCGCAGACCCCGCUGCGCGCGAAGUGGCGCUGAGAAAUGUAAAGGACGCAGUCCUCAUGUCUGACGUUGUCACAGACGCCUACUACAACUUCCACGCCAAAUACAACCAACAUGCACUUCUCAUCAAUGAACCGCCGCCGGAGACGCAGAGUCCCCGUGAGAGCGUAUGCGACGAAAGUCCUUUUCCUUCGCCGUCGAGAGAGAGCGCGGAGACUGCUGCGGGUGCCUUUUCGACUUGCUUGCCUUCUGCUUCUCUCACCUCUCUCUCGUCUUCUCUGCCGUCCUCCGUUCCUUCCUUUUCUCUCAAGUUCGCUUCGGAGCCAGGCUCUCGGGGGUCGUCUGCGCCUGCGGUGUGUUCUGACGAAAGAAAGGAACAGUUCUUCUUCCCUCCGAAAACGGGAGAAGAAGCAGCUGACGGAUUCCCCUCUGCCGAGCGCGCAGCGGAAACUCCCUCCAGCGUUCCUCACUCUCGUACCGAGUGACAGAAGCGAGAGGGCAGGAAGAAAGUCACGACAAGAGGGAACGAAACCGUACGUGGUGGAGAAAAGAGAGGAACGAGAGAAAAAGAACGUUUCUUGGAAGAGAAAUGUCCUUUAGAAACAAGAGGGUGAGCGGAGUGUAUCGGAGAGAGGAGGGCGGUGAAAAAGAGAGGGAUUCGGGAUGAGCACAGGA
This is a messenger RNA of Toxoplasma gondii ME49, 2164 nucleotides long. RefSeq lists its product as hypothetical. The transcript is spliced from 9 exons. The record is from RefSeq and is a predicted model, not a curated record. Gene Ontology annotation, biological process: transport. Gene Ontology annotation, molecular function: transporter activity. Bases 1 to 1974 code for a protein of 657 amino acids. Lineage: Eukaryota; Apicomplexa; Conoidasida; Eucoccidiorida; Sarcocystidae.